Molecule: messenger RNA, 3118 nt
Organism: Jaculus jaculus (lesser Egyptian jerboa)
Lineage: Eukaryota; Metazoa; Chordata; Mammalia; Rodentia; Dipodidae
Gene: Tdg
Product: thymine DNA glycosylase
Exons: 10
Coding region: 113-1354 (413 amino acids)
Biological process (GO): base-excision repair, AP site formation
Cellular component (GO): nucleus
Molecular function (GO): mismatch base pair DNA N-glycosylase activity
Source: RefSeq, a predicted model, not a curated record
CAAGUCCUCCUGCCGGCCAUCGGGUCCGAGGCUCCGGCGUGGCAGAGGCGCCGCAUCGCACGCCGCAGAGACGAGGCGCCGAGGGCCCGGCCGGAGGAGCGGCCCCCGGGCCAUGGAAGCGGAGGGCGCGCGCAGCUAUUCCUUUGAGCAAGCUCAGGGUUUUUAUUCAUUUCCAUUUCAACAAAUGAUGGCGGAAGCUCCUAACAUGGCCGUCACGAAUGAACAGCAAGUGCCAGCAGAAGGUCCUACCCCAGCUCCCGCCCAGGAACCAGCACCAGAGGCUCCAAAACGAAGGAAAAGAAAAGCCAGAACAACAGAACCUCAGGCCCCAGUGGAACCCAAAAAACCGGCUGCAUCAAAAAAAUCUGGCAAGUCUACAAAGUCAAAAGAAAAGCAAGAAAAUCAAGAAAAAAUUACAGACACAUUUAAAGUGAAAAGAAAAGUAGAUCGUUUCAAUGGCGUUUCCGAAGCUGAACUCUUGACCAAGACUCUUCCUGAUAUUUUGACCUUCAAUCUAGAUAUCGUGAUUAUUGGCAUUAACCCAGGACUAAUGGCUGCUUACAAAGGACAUCAUUAUCCUGGACCUGGAAACCAUUUUUGGAAGUGUCUGUUCAUGUCUGGACUGAGUGAGGUGCAGCUGAAUCAUAUGGAUGACCACACCUUACCUGGAAAGUAUGGGAUUGGAUUUACCAACAUGGUGGAAAGGACGACACCAGGCAGCAAAGAUCUUUCCAGUAAAGAAUUUCGUGAAGGAGGGCGUAUUCUAGUACAGAAAUUACAGAAAUAUCAACCACGAAUAGCAGUGUUUAAUGGAAAAUGUAUUUAUGAAAUUUUUAGUAAAGAAGUUUUUGGAGUAAAAGUUAAGAACUUGGAAUUUGGGCUUCAACCCCAUAAGAUCCCAGACACAGAAACUCUCUGCUAUGUCAUGCCAUCGUCCAGUGCAAGAUGUGCUCAGUUUCCCCGAGCCCAGGACAAAGUCCAUUACUACAUUAAGCUGAAGGACUUGAGGGACCAGUUGAAAGGCAUUGAACGGAACACAGACGUUCAGGAAAUACAAUACACAUUCGACCUGCAGCUUGCCCAAGAGGAUGCCAAGAAGAUGGCUGUCAAGGAAGAGAAGUAUGAUCCAGGCUACGAGGCAGCAUAUGGCGGUGCCUACGGCCAGACCCUGUGCAACAGUGUGCCCAGUGGCCUACCUUCAAACGGGCUGUCAGCUGACAGUGCGGAGUUGAGAGGAGAAUCAGCUUUGAGUGACAUUCCGAAUGGGCAGUGGAUGACCCAGUCGUUUACAGACCAGAUUCCUACCUUUAAUAAUGGUGGCACUCCGGAGCAGGAAGAAGGCAGCCAUGCCUAAGGAUGGUGCUUCUCGGCUCUGCCUCAGUGCUGCAGUUUAAUGCAGUUACCAAGACAUAGACCUCAGUUCACUAACUGAAGUGUUAUUAGUGCUUUACUCUAGCAGUGUAAUACAGUACAGAACAGUUGUGUGGUAGAAUCAACUGUAUGAACCCAAGUAGUUUGGGAUGAAAAAGUAGAGGUUUUAUAUGUGAGUUUUUGUAUUUGAAUAACUAUCAUUCCAGAUUUUUAUAUACUAUAUUUCAUUUAUGAAGAAAUCAGUUUUCUUUGGGGAGUUGCUUUGAUCAGUAAUUUUAAAAUGUAACAGUCUGAACAUUUACAGUUGAUUCUUCACUGUGCAUAACAACCCUAGAUAUGCCAUUAUCCCUUUCACUGCCUAAGAAGGGCAUGCUGAUCAUAAUUAUCAUUGGCAAAGAGGCACAUGUGCUGAUGUCCUAUAUGAAGCCGGCCUGGCUAGCCCUCAUUGGAGUCUGACCAGUUUCUUUCAGAGGCUGAGGGUAAACUCAGGUCUCCAGGGUUGGUCACACUCAGACCUCUACUCUCCCAGUGGCGAGUGUCUGUGAGAAUUGCUUAGUAGAAACAUAAGAGUGUGGCCUUGUAGGGACACAGCUGAUGGGGCCACAAGCCCUACCUUGGGCCUCACUCCUGUGUGUCAGUCCUCCUGGAGGCAGAAACUGUUCUGCUGAGCUGCUAGGUUUGAGAGAAUGCAGUAGACCUUUCACAGUUUGUCAUUCAUCUGUGUCUUGCUCAACAGAGAAGAAACUGAAUUUCUCUGUCAGGAUUCAUCGCCUCUUUGAAUUUAUCCUCCUCCACUUUGAGGUUGGCAUGUAAGGUGAUAGGAAAUGAACUUUCAGGGUGAGCAACAAGAUGCUGCAAGUGUUUGAUAAUCAUAUUUAACUGGUGCUCUGUGUAUAUGAGAUGUACUAAAAUAAUUCAGAAUUCCUCUUGGUAGUAAAACUAAUAAGCCAAUAAUUUAACAAAUUCUGUGCAUCAUUGCUGUUGGUUACUGUGGACAAGUGAGCCUCAUGAACAGGUUGGCUGGAAUCAUGUACCUUUGUGGUUUUCUAAUACAUUUCCUGUGGUGCUAUAAAUAGUCCAGUCUACUAGGUCUGGUGGACAUUAAAGCUGGGUAUUCAGAAAUGCCAUUUGCUUCCACUCCUAAUCACUCCUGAGCAUUCUGGUCUGAGGCAUCCCCAAGGAGCAUGCUGUUUCUACAAUAUGAAUUAUCAGUGAGGUUUUUAUGUUCCCCACAGGAGAUUGUGUAGUCUGUCCUUCUAUUUAUAAGAGAAACAUUCUUCUGAAUCUUAAUAUGCCUUUUAGCUGUGGCAACAAUGGAUUUUAUUUCCCCUUAAGUCUAGGUCAAGCUGUGUUCAAGUCAUUCAUGUUAUUUAAAUGGUGCACUGUACUGCUGUUUACAUGGACGUUUUGUGCGGGUGCUUUGAAGUGCCUUGCAGCAGGGAUUAGGAGCAACUGAAUUAUUUUUUCAUGGGACUAUGUAAAGCAUGUAACUAGGUAUUGCUUUGGUAUAUAACUAUUGUACCUUUGUCAUAGAUAACCUUAUUUGAGUGGAGAAAAUACCCUUUAAAUUAUGACAAGUAUGCUAGAGAAUGGGUGUGGAGAUUUCCCAAGCAUAUAAUCUUGGUGUUUUAGUCGUGUUGGUGUAUCCUGUACAUGACAGGUCGGGACUUUUCAUUAAAUAAUAUUGAGAAGAUUUUUAAAUUCGUAUGGAAGUCUGAUGAAUUUUACAAUAAAUGGCGUGAAUGGC